This is a messenger RNA of Sardina pilchardus (European sardine), 2785 nucleotides long. RefSeq names its product ankyrin repeat and SOCS box protein 2-like. The transcript is spliced from 10 exons. Gene Ontology annotation, molecular function: protein binding. Gene Ontology annotation, biological process: intracellular signal transduction. The coding region runs from base 59 to 2161 and encodes 700 amino acids. The record is from RefSeq and is a predicted model, not a curated record. Lineage: Eukaryota; Metazoa; Chordata; Actinopteri; Clupeiformes; Clupeidae.
CAAGCUUAAGACGGUAAGCAACUGUGGAGGAGGGAGAAGGUCCCAUCAAAUAUUCAUCAUGGCCACCAUGGCAGCAGCAGCAGCAACUACGGCUGAUCAAGCUUUCGAGGACUACAGCAUCUACAGUGGCUUGUCCGAUGGUGAACUGAUUCAGCUGGCAAUUGAACGCAGCUUGAGUGAUGUCUGCAGCUCUCCCUCAGAGCCCUCACAGAGGUCAUCUUAUUCACCAGCUGCAGAAAGUCAAGCUAUGCCCUUUGAGCAUGAAGCUAUGACAACAUUACUAGAGCUGCAGCAGGAAAAUCACAGAGCUCUGAGACAAACAGCUUUAAACACUCAGAACAUCUCUCCUGCUGCCAACCCACAUCCAACCAACACUCAGAACAUCCCUCCUGCUGCCAACCCACAUCCAACCACCAAUCUACCCAGCCAAAACCAACCAAAGAGUUCACAUAACUGUGCUGGAGACAGAACGAGGGUGUGUUCCUGGACGAAAAGCAAAAAUGGAGGUUUGCAAGUUAGACUGAAACCCAUGAACAUGUCUGCUAUAAACUCAGCCAUCUGGAGGAAUGAUGCCGCAGAACUUCUUGAAGUAUUGCAGCAACAGCCUUCUGAUACUCUGAGUAUACCAAACAAACAAGGCUGGAUCCAUCUGCAUGAUGCUGCACACUAUGGUUCUGAGGAAUGUUUGAGAGUGCUAGUGAACGCCUUUCCUAAACUGAUCGACAAACGUACCAACGAGCUCCAGACGCCUCUGAUGAUGGCUGCCGCAGGCAAAAACCUGUUUUGUGUCCAGUGUCUUCUUGAGGCAGGAGCAGACCCCAACAAAAUCAACGAUGGAGGAGAAUCACCUCUCUACUUAGCUUGUGAAAGAUCAACUAAGGAAAUGGUGCAGUUGCUACUGAUGUUUGGAGCCAAGGUCUCACAAGCCAGCGUGAAAGGAGAGACACCAUUACAUAUAGCCGUGCAAAACCAAAAUCUUGGUAUCUGCAAGCGUUUAGUGACAGCUGGAGCAAACCUAAGAGCCAGGAACACCUAUGGCAUUGAACCACUAUUCGUGGCUGCUCAGAUGGGAGGCCCAGAAAUCUUGAACCUCCUCAUUGAACAUGGAGCCUAUACUGACUGUCAAGCUAUGAUGGAUGGAGCAACACCUUUGUUUGAAGCAUCCAAGAAUGGCCAUGAAGAGGUGGUGAUGCUGCUUCUGUCUAAAGGAGCAAAUGUAAACAAAACAACCAAAGCAGGACUAACUCCUCUACACAUCGCUUCAAAGUAUGGACAUGCUAGAAUUGUGUCCUUAUUGAUUCCACAUACAGACAGAGCGAUCAUGCUAGAGAGUGGCAUUAGUCCACUCCAUCUUGCAGCAGAACAUGACCGAGAGGCAAUCUUGGAGAUUCUCAUCAAUGCAGACUUUGACGUCAACACGUUGCUGAAGUAUGACCACUCCCAGAUCUAUGAUGACCGGUGCAGCUCGGCCCUCCACUUCACUGUACGCAACAGCAACAUGGACGCAGCAUCCACGCUGCUGGAGGCAGGUGCUGACCCCAAUCUGGAUAUUUUCAAUCCUCUACUGGUAGCCGUGAGACAGGGAAAUUUAGACAUGGUCUCUUUGCUGGUGGAGUAUGGUGCCAAUGUGAAUGCCUGUGUGCCAACACUCCCCACUACCUUUCCUGGGGCUCUGCUCUUUGGUAUGAAGCAGUUACUGAUGCUCAAGCUUCUGCUGGACAAUGGAUGUGAUGCCAACGCCUGUUUCUCAUGUGUUUAUGGAGACGGCCCACAUCCUCCCAUUAAGAGCCGGUUUACUUCUAGGGAUGAGCUGGAUCUUGAUGAAAUUUCUCAAAGCGAAGCUGCACAGUUCUGUGAGAUUAUAGCGGAUCCCCUUUAUACCUCUUGGGCAGGACCUAGAAUUGACUGUCUCCUUGAUUACACCGGUCCAGUGAAACUGUGUUCUAGAAUCACAGAACUUCUUGAGAACAACAAGGACUGGGAACACAUCAUAGAAAAAUCAAAGCCACCCGCCUGCCUGAUGCAUCUGUGCCGAGUGACGAUCCGUCAGCUGGUGGGAAGGCAGAGACUGAGGAGAAUGACCAGCCUCCCCCUGCCUGGACGACUCAUCAAGUACCUGUUCUACGACAACAGAGAAUUUGAGAAUCUCUAUUUUGAUUGAGUGUGUAUGAGUGUGUAUCUCUUAAGCACUGUCAUUAUCAGUCAAUAAUCUAACCAACAAAAGCUUGAUUAUCCACAACUUUCCAAAACUCUCCCAAAAUACCUUUCCCAUGUCACAUUUUCAGUCUCCUGUAUUGAUAUAUCACAUUAUCUCCACUGUGAUUACAUGUAUAGCUAACUGCUAGUGUGUGGUUCGGAGACAACUCAAAUCUGUGAAUUUGAUCAAAUUGAUUGCUGGUUGUGUGCCGAUUGUUAAUCAAAAAGCAGAAAGAGGUUUGCCACAGUACUAAUAACACGUUGUCACGACCCCCUGUGCCCCUACAGGCCUCUCCUUGUCAGUGCACGGACAGGGAGGGCCCGAUUAGGUUAAUUGUAUACACCUGCAUUAAGGCGUGGCUAUAUAAGGAGUUCUCCUCUCUUUCUGUUUAGGCACUUUCUUCUCUCUUGCAGACACCCAUUUAGACUUUCUUCUGCACUGGCACUUUAUUCUCUCUCUCCCCUUAUCUCUUAUCUCUUUCUAUUUUCCUUUGCUCAUCAUUUAGUCAUCUUACAUACUAACACUGAUUGCAUUCACGCAUACACGCACACGCCAACACUCAUUUCCCCCUAGACACCUUAUGUUUGG